UGGUGGUCCAAAUUCUGGGGCUUGGCUGGAUGCGAUUCCGAGUACGCAUCAUUUCAUUCUCAGCAAUGACAACUUUGUCAACGCUGUUUGUCUGCGACUCGGUAAAGCCAUCCCGUGCUUGCAUUCUUUGGACCAGUGUGUUGCUCAGUGUGGUCAGCCCAUAGACAUUGAAGGAUACCAUGCCAUGACCUGUAAGUGGGGUGGAGGCCCAAUCAAACGACAUGACAGUGUACUCGACUGCUUUUACGACAUGUCCAAAUCUCUUGGAUUCCAUUGUCGCAAAGAGUUGACAGCGCAAUUCGAGAAUAAGCAACGUCCUGACAUCGCCAUAUACAAUUAUAAAGAUGGAAAAAAGCUUCUCUUAGAUGUAACCAUCACCCAUCCCUUGGCGAAGCGGUCAAUCAGUGCCAGUUGUAGCAAACCUGGUUUUGCAGCAGCUGAGAAGGAGAGAGAGAAAGAUAGCAAGUACCUUGUCAAAUCAACAAAUCUUGGGUACUUGUUUCGUCCCAUUGCCCUAGAGGUAUACGGCCGUUGGGGAAACACAGCGGAGACGACACUAGAAGAACUAUCAAAGAAGUCCCCUCAAUCUACAGGCUUAAAUCCCAGCGAAUUCAAGCUACAUUGGAGAAGGAGAAUAGCGAUCAAUCUUCAAAGGGCCAACUCAUCAAUCAUCCAAAACAAGGUGUCUGCCAUCGUUGGAAAGUGUAUCGGAAAUCCUGAUGCUGCUUUUACGAUGUCAGCAAGAUACUUUGGUGGUGACUUUACGUAGUUAGCUGUGAGUUUGUGUAGGUGUGUUGUAGUGUUUAGUUUGUAUUAGUGAUAGUGAUGUACAAGUUUUCUUGCGAGUGACUGUCAGAUAAAGUGUGUUUACCAGUGAAAUUGAAUAAAGUGAGUGAGUGAGGGAGGG
Corticium candelabrum is the source of this 907-nucleotide messenger RNA. RefSeq lists its product as uncharacterized. The record is from RefSeq and is a predicted model, not a curated record. Lineage: Eukaryota; Metazoa; Porifera; Homoscleromorpha; Homosclerophorida; Plakinidae. The transcript has a single exon. The coding region runs from base 185 to 769 and encodes 194 amino acids.